GAGAAGAAGGAGAAGGAGGGGGAAGGCAGGCAGGCAGGCGGAGAAGGCGGAGCGGCGGAGGAGGGAAAAGAGGGAGGGAAAAAGGGAAAGGAGGGAUCCGAGACGAAGGAAGAGAAGGAGAAGGAAGGAAGCAAGCCGCGCGGAGGGUUGGCGCGCGUGGCCCGGCCGGAGGAGCGGGCCGCCCCCGUCGCCGUCCCCGCGACCCACGCACCCGCCCCCGCAUGAGCGCCAAGGCGCGGAUUCGCCCUUCGGAUGCCGCCGCGUCGCCUCCUGCGCCGGGAAGGGAUCCGGGCGCCGCGCUGAGCCCGUCCCCUCCCGCCGCCGCCCGAGUGCUAUGACUGGGAAACUGGUGGAGAAGCUGCCGGGGACCAUGAACGCGCUGCUGAGCCAGCUGCCCGACGCGCUCUACCCGGAGGAGAUCCCCAGCUCGCUCCACCUCUUCUCCGAGGCCGCCGCGGCCCAUUACAACCCCCAGAUGGCGGCAGAGAACGUGAUGGACCUGGGCCUGGGCGGCGAGAAGGGCGGCGGAGGCGGCGGCGAGCUGCCCCCGUCCUCGGCGGGCUCCUACUCGGGCUCCUUCCAGGCCGCGCCGGGGGCCAAGCAGACGGUGACCUACUUGGGCAAGUUCGCCUUCGACUCGCCGUCCAACUGGUGCCAGGACAACAUCAUCAGCCUCAUGAGCGCCGGCAUCCUGGGCGUCCCCCCGCCCCACCCUCCCCCGCCGUCGUCGUCGUCGUCCUCGUCGCAGACCCCUUCCUCGUCGUCUUCCUCCGUGUCCGUGGCGCAGGGCGAGGUGGAGGGCCUGUACGCGGCUCUGCCUCCGCCUCCGUACGCGCCGGGCUGCGGGGAGAUGUACCCGGGCGAGGCGGGGCCUUUCCACGACCCGCAGCCCUACCCGCACCCUUCCGCUCAGGACUACGCGGCGCCCAAGGCCAACAACGGCGGAGGAGGAGGUGGCGGUGGUUUAGACGGCGGGCUCUUCCCGAUGAUCCCGGACUAUGGGCUUUACCACGGACACCCCGGAGACAUGGGCGGCGGGGCGGGCGGGCUCCCGGAGCACAAACCCUUCCUGGAGCCGCUCCGCGUCAACCCGCCGCCGAUCACGCCGCUCGAGACGAUCAAGGCCUUUAAGGAUAAGCAGAUGCCGCCGCCGCCGCCGGGCUUCGUGGGAGGGGGCGGGCUGGCGCACCCGCCGCCGCUGACGCUGAAGCCCAUCCGGCCGCGGAAGUACCCCAACCGGCCCAGCAAGACGCCCCUCCACGAGCGGCCCCACGCGUGCCCGGCCGAGGGCUGCGACCGGCGCUUCUCGCGCUCCGACGAGCUGACGCGGCACCUGCGGAUCCACACGGGGCACAAGCCCUUCCAGUGCCGCAUCUGCAUGCGCAGCUUCAGCCGCAGCGACCACCUCACCACCCACAUCCGCACCCACACCGGCGAGAAGCCCUUCGCCUGCGAGUUCUGCGGGAGGAAGUUCGCCCGGAGCGACGAGCGCAAGCGCCACGCCAAGAUCCACCUCAAGCAGAAGGACAAGAAGGCCGACAAGGCGGCGGCGGACAAAGCGGGGGGCGCGGGAGGGGGGCACGGGCACGCCACGACCGCCUCCGCCGCCGCCUCCUCCUCCGCCAUCCCCGGAAUGCCCCCCACGGUCACGACUUGCGCCUGACGCCACGGGGCCGCCUCCGGGGGGCGAGGAAGGGGAGGAGGAGGAGGAGAGGCUCCCUUCAAGGAGGAGGAGGAGGACGGCCCUUGGCAUCUCUGGGGGGCGGGGGGCUUCGAGGGAGGGGGCUUCCCCCACCAGGAUCAAGCCUGGGGGGCGGGACCGUGGGAGCCUUGCCCGUGGAGACCCUGAGGGACCAGGAAAGGGGGGGAAAGGGGAAAGAAGGAAGGAAGGAAGGAAGGGUGGGUCCCACUGGAAACGCAGGAGGAAAGGGAAGAAAGAGUGUGUUCUUGACGCUCCAGCUGUGGGGUCUCUUGUUGGUCCUCUCCACGCAACUACAGUAGAGUCUCACUUAUCCAACGUUGGACUGUUUGAGUGUUAAGCUCAAAUGACCCUCUUUGUGAGGUACAUUCCCAGGAAAACAGCAGAGUGUGUGGAAACAUCCCUUCCAAAAACAGCAGAGCGAGUUUAGGAAAUAAUAAUAAUAAUAAUAAAACUUUAUUUAUACCCCGCCACCAUCUCCCCGCGGGGACUCGGGGCGGCUUACAUGGGGCAGAGGCCCAAACAACAUAGAACAGAACAUAAACAACACAAUACAAAGCACACCAUAAAAAGAUAAAACAGUAAUACAACAUAUCAAUCAAAACAAAAAUACAGGAUAAAAAAUUGCAUUUAAAACACAUAAAUGGUAAAAUUGCAAUCAAAACGGGAUAGAAAGGAAAGCCUUUGUCUUCUGGAUGGCAAAGGAUGGCAAAGUCAGCUUAAAAGUUUACCGUGUUUCCCCGAAAAUAAGACAGUGUCUUAUAUUAAUUUUUGCUCCCAAAGAUGUGCUAGGUCUUAUUUUCAGGGGAUGUCUUAUUUUUCCAUGAAGAAUUCACAUGUAUUGUUGAACAAAAAAGAACAUUUAUUAUAUACUGUACAGUAGUUGUCAUCACAAACCAACAUAACCAGACAAACUCUGAAUCCUAUCAAGAAUUUCUUGUUACUACCAUUAUUUCCAUGUACAACUGAUAUGUACAUUUACCAAUCCUGCAUGCUCUGGUGUUCUGUUUGGCAGAGGCUGAGUAUGUUUCCAAACAAAAACAUUACUAGGUCUUACUUUCGGGGAAAGCCUUAUAUUUCAAUUCAGCAAAACUUCUACUAGGUCUUAUUUUUCGGGGAUGUCUUAUUUUCGGGGAAACAGGGUAAAAGCAUUUAUUGAGGUAAAAGAAAUCCAUUGAUGGAUAGAAAAGGUUUGGAGCUAACUAGCUUAUCUAUGCUGGUCUAAGACAGGUAGGUAAAGGUUUCCCCAAGUCCAGUCAUGUCUGACUCUGGGGGUUGGUGCUCAUCUCCAUUUCUAAGCCGAAGAGCCGGCGUUGUCCGUAGACACCUCCAAGGUCAUUGGCCGGCAUGACUGCAUGGAGCGCCAUUACCUUCCCGUACCUAUUGAUCUACUCACAUUGGCAUGUUUUUGAACUGCUAGGUUGGCAGGAGCUGGGGUUAACAGCGGACGCUCAUUCCACUCCCGGGAUUUGAACCUGGGACCUUUUGGUCCACAAGUUCAGCAGCUCAGCGCUUUAACUCACUGUGCCACCAGGGGUCCCUUAAGACAGGUAGGCGGAUUAAAAUAAUAAAGAAAUCUAGAUAGCUACAUUUUGCCUGCGAGAGGAGGCAAAAAUGCAUCUUCUUGGUGAAACAAUGGAGGAAGGAUUCUUCAGAAUGGCGACCACUGCAUGGGAUGUGCCUUUUUUCUCUAGGGCCAUAAAAAUUCCAAACUGAAUUGAGGAAGUUACAUCAAUCCCUAGGAGAGAUCACAUUUCUAAGUCAACAAGUGAAUGGGUGGAUCUAAACAGAACAGGAAGAAGGAAGAAACAGUAAAGCCUGUCUGGCAUGCAUGGGAUAUAGAGAGGUGUCCCUCAGUCUAUUUCUAUGCUUAUUAUCUAAUGAGACUUGAGCAGUGCAGGAUGACAUCUCUAACGUGGAUCAGUGAAUAUGUUGGAUAAUAAGGAGAGAUUAAGGAUAGGUUAUGAUUUUACAAAUUAAGCACCAAAACAUGUUAUACAAUAAAUUUGACAGAAAAAGUAGUUCAUUACACAUUACAGUGUUCCCUCACUACUUCGCAGUUCACUUUUCGCGGAUUCGCUGUUUCGCAGUUUUUCUAUAACUCUAAAAGACUAUUAUAAAUCAUAAAAAAUUACAAUUUACAGCCUAAGGAAAGGAGGGAGAAACUGAAGGGAGAGAAAAGGAGCCCAAGCGGCAACAGGAGAAGAAGGUGAUUUAUCAACACACAAUUGGUUGAUAAAGACUGAAAAUAGUAUAUGACUACUAAAAUAAUGUAUAAAUAUUAAAAUAAAUAUAGUGUCCCUACUUCGCGGAUUUUCACUUAUUGCGGGUAGUCCUGGAACCUAACCCCAGCAAUAAGUGAGGGAACACUGUAAUGCUAUGUAGUAAUUACUGUAUUUACGAAUUUAGCACCAAAAUAUCACGAUGUAUUGAAAGCAUUGACUACAAAAAUGCGUUGGAUAAUCCAGAACGUUGGAUAAGUGAGACUCUACUGUACUCUGCUCUGUGUUGUUGGCCCUCCCCUCCUCUUCACACUCCUCUUCCCCUCUCGCUGGUGGUGUUGACCCUUUUCUUCUUCUUCUUCUUCUUCUUCUUCUUCUUCUUCUUCUUCUUCUUCUUCUUCUUCUUCUUCUUCACACUCUUCUUCUUCUUCCCCCUGCUGUGUGUUUGUGACCCUCUCCUCUCCUGGAAGGGCCUCCACUCCAGUCCACACAACUGCUCCGCUCUGUGUCUUUUUUGGCCUUCUCUUCUUCUUCCCCAGAAGCGGAAAGAUCUCUCCCCCCCCCCCAUUCCAUCCUUCCCGGAGGCUGCAGGCAGCUUCCUGGCCUUUCUCUUUCUCUCGAGGAAGUAAGACCCUAUAGCAGAUAUAGGCAAACCCAUCUUAUUAUCUCAGAGAAGGAAGACCCUAUAGCAGGUAUGGGCAAACCCAGGCUCAGAUGCGGCCCUUGGGCUCUUUUCUCAGGCCCUUCUCUCUCUCAUCUUCCUAUCCUUGCUUUUUCUCUUUCCGUCCUCCUUGCCUCCCCCUUCCCUUCCUUACUUCCCUCUUUCUUCCUCCCUCCUUCCCUUCCAGCCUUUCAUCCUUCUUCCCCUCUUUCCUCCCCUCUCCCUCUUUUUCCUUCCUUCCUUCCUUCCUUCCUUCCUUCCUUCCUUCCCUUCCACCCUUUCAUCCUUCCUCCCUCCCCUCUUUCCUUCCUCCUUCCCUCUCUCCAUUUCUCCCUUCUUAAGUCCCUUUUGUCUUUCCUUCCAUCUCCCUUCCCACCCUCCAUUCUCCUCCACCCUUCUUUCCUUCCAUUCUUCUCUUUCUCCCUUCCUCCCUCCUUCCCUCCAUUCUUUUCCACUCUUCUUUCCUUGCAUUUUCUCUUCCUUCUUCCUUCCUUCUCUCUUUCCUUCCUCCUUCCCUCCAUCCCUUCCUUACCUCCCUCUUUCUCCUUCCAUCCUUCCUUCCCCUUUCCUCUCUCCUUCCCCCUCUCUUUCUCCUUCCUUCCUUCCUUCCUUCCUUCCUUCCUUCCUUCCUUCCUUCCUUCCUUCCUUCUUACCCUUUUGUCUUCCCUUCCUUCUCUCUUUCCUCCCUUCCCUUCAUUCUCUUCCACCCUUUCCUCCUUCCUUUCCUCUUUCCUUCCUCCUUCCCUCCCUCCAUUUCUCCUUUCUUACUUCCCUUUUGUCUUUCCUUCCAUCUCCCUUCCCACCCUCCAUUCUCCUUCACUCUUCUUUCCUUCCGUCCUUCUUUUUCUUCCCACUUUCCCCCAUCCCUCCAUUCCCUUCCACUCUUCCUUCCUUCCAUUUUCUCCUCCUCCUUCCUUCACUCUUUUCUUCCUCCUUUCAUCCCUCCUUCCUCUCUUUCUCCUUCUUUCUUUCCCCUUUGUCUUCCCUUCCUUCUCUCUUUCCUCCCUUCCCUUCCCUCCAUUCUCUUCCACUCUUCCUUCCUUCUCUUUUCCCUUCCUCCUUCCCUCCAUUCCUUCCUUACCUCCCCCUUUCUCCUUCCAUCCUUCCUUCCUCUCUUUCUCCUUCCUUCCUUCCCUUUUGUCUUCCCUUCCUUCUCUCUUUCCUCCCUUCCCUUCACACCAUUCUCUUCCACUCUUCCUUCCUUCUCUUUUCUCUUCCUCCUUUCCUCCAUCCCUUCCUUACCUCCCCCUUUCUCCUUCCAUCCUUCCUUCUCUUCCAUCCUUCCUUCCUCUCUUUCUCCUUCCUUCCUUCCCUUUUGUCUUCCCUUCCUUCUCUCUUCCACUCUUCCUUCCUUCUCUUUUCCCUUCCUCCUUUCUUCCUUUAGAGUGGCCUAGGCUGCCUGGGAAUGUGGUGGAGUCUCCUUCUCUGGAGGCUUUAUGUCUCUCGGGAGUGCUUUGAUUGUGCCUUCCUGGAUGGCAGGGGAUUGGACUGGAUGGCCCUUAGGGAUCUCUUCCAGUUUUAGGAUUCUAUAUCAAAAGCAGGCAAUACAGGGUCUCAUGGAGACACUUUUUCUCUCCUAUUCACCAUUUCAUCCUGAUCAAGACCUAAAUGUUUCCUGUCCGACAUGAGAAAGUUUGCCCAUGCCUGUCCUAUAGUUUCUUGCUUCUCCUUCCCCUUUCUUCUCAUUGGAAAGGGUUCAUUUUCCUCUCAAAGUGGGGCGGUGGGGGGUUUGCUAGGGAUGGUAUUUCCUUCAGAGAACUCAGGAUCUCAUGGAUGGAAAUUUGCCGGCCUCCCCGAUCACCCCAGUGGGCAGCUGAUUGAAUGUAAAUGUGGGACUGCACAAGGCUUCCUUUCACCUCUUGACUCGAGACCAGGCCUGGGCCAACUUUGGCCCUCCAGGUGUUUUGGACUUCAACUCUCACCAUUCCUAACAGCCGGUAGGCUGUUAGGAAUGGUGAGAGUUGAAGUCCAAAACACCUGGAGGGCCAAAGUUGGCCCAGGCCUGGGAAACAGUCCCAUCUGCAAAGGUUUCAAUUGAGAUCCCAGACUUUGUAAAUGGGAUGCUUGACCUCAAAAGGCCCUUUUCCCCUCCCAACCUCAAAGCCACAAGCCUGUUGGGUUGCCAUCCCCAUCACCCCCAGAUUCACUGUAUAUCCAUGGAUUCAACAACAGCGACCAUAAGGCUGGUGCGGCCCUCGCCUUAAAGCAUAUAGGGAUUGGGGAGUGUUGGGGGGUGUUAUGGGGGGAAGCAGAGACUGCAAGCUGCCCUCCUUUCCAGCACCGCUUGACUUGAAUGUACUUCUGAAUGGCUUGGAAGAGGAAGGGGAGCUGAUGCCAGGUUUGUUUGUUGCUUAUGCAGCCCUCUUUUUAAAAAAAAUAUAUACUUUGUUGUGGAAGGCUUUCAAUGGCCAGAAUCACUGGCUUGCUGUGAGUUUCUCAAGCUGUAUGGCCAUGCUCCAGAAGCAUUCUCUCCUGACGUUUUGCCCACAUCUAUGUCAGGAUUGUGAGGUCUGUUGGAAACUAAGCAAGCAGGGUUUAUAUAUCUGUGGAAUAAUGUCCAGGGUGGGAGAUAGUUGUCUCUUUGAGACAAGUGUGAAUGUUGCAGUUGGCCAGCUUGAUUGGCGUUGAAUACUCUUUCAGCUUCAAGGUCUGGCUGCUUCCUGCCGGCGGGAAUCCUUUGUUUGCAGGUGUCAGAGAAGCAAUUGAAAUCCACAAGCAUGUGGACAAUUUCAACAGGAAGGAGGAACGCAUGAAAAUGAACAACAUCUGGCUACCAGUAUUAAAAAAAAAUCUAAAGCCAGGACAGUAAAUAAAGAGCAACACUCAAAAAAUGGAAAUUCCUGACAGGAAACAAUCAGGGCCAGUGAAUCACCUCCCAACAAAGGAUUUCCCCCAGGCAGGAAGCAGCCAGGCUUUGAAACCGCCAGUCUAUUCAAUGCUAAUCAAGGUGGCCAGUGGCAACAUUCACACUUGUGAAUGUACAGUAGAGUCUCACUUAUCCAACAUAAACGGGCCGGCAAAACAUUGGAUAAGCAAAAAUGUUGGAUAAUAAGGAGAGAUUAAGGAAAAGCCUACUAAACAUCGAACUAUGUUAUGAUUUUACAAAUUAAGCACCAAAACAUCAUGUUUUACAACAAAUCGACAGAAAAAGCAGUUCAAUACACAGUAACGUUAUGUAGUAAUUACUGUAUUUACGAAUUUAGCACCAAAAUAUCACAAUGUAUUGAAAACAUUGACUACAAAAAUGCAUUGUAUAAUCCAGAACGUUUGAUAAGAGAGUGUUGGUACUGUAUUUAAAAAACUCUAAAAUCAGGACAUUAAAUAAAGAGCAACACUCAAAAAACGAGAAUCUUAGACAGGAAACAAUCAGGGCCAGUGAAUCAUCUCCCAACAAAUGAAUCCCCUAGGCAGGAAGUAGCCAGGCUUUGAAACAGCAAGUCUAUUCAAUGCUAAUCAAGGCGGCCAGUGACAACAUUCACACUUGUAAAUGUAUUUUUUUUAAAAAUUUGUUUAUUGUGGAAAUUUGGGCUUGGUCCCAUGUUAGCCGCCUCGAGUCCCCUCAGGGAGAUGGAGGCGGGGUAUAAAAAUAAAAUAAUAAUAAUAAUAAUAAUAAUAAUAAUAAUAAUAAUAAUAAUUAUUAUUAUUAUUAUAUUGCCUCCAGCAGACAAGUUAUUUCUCCCACCCUGGACAUUAUUCCACAGAUAUAUAAACCCAAUAGCCUAGUUUUCAACAACCUCCCAACCUCUGAGGAUGCCUGCCAUAGAGGCGGGCGAAAUGUCAGGAGAGCAUGCUUCUCGAACACAUCAGGAGAAAAUGCUUCUGUAACAUAGCCAUACAGCCUGGAAAACUCAUAGCAACCCAAAAUACACUCAGUUUGCGUGUGUGUGGAUGCCUGUGUGUGUGGUUACAAAAGCGUUCCAAAAAACACCCAGAAAACAAUGAAAUUACAAAAUUAGUGGGUACUUUUUAUAAUGUGAUAUUAUUAUUAUUAUUUCUUUUUCCUGGUUCUGUUUCCAUUUAGGAGGAGAGAAAGCAGAUUGCCUUUUCCCCCUUCUUCUUCUUCUCCUUUGGCUCUGUGCAUGUCAUUGCAUGUCUUGCUUUCUUUUCCUUUCUUUUCUUUGGUUUUCUUUUUAAUUAAUAAAUAAAAAUACUGCUCAGAUAUUUAAGCAAAACAAUGAUAAUGAUAUUAAAAAAACUUGUUGCCAAAAGGUUGUGUUUUAUCCAGGUUUGAUGUCUGCAUGUUUUAAGAAAAAAAUAAGGAAACUUAAAAAAAAAUUCUCAGAGAGACAAAAAAUGCAGUCUAAUUUAUGUGAACUGAAAGAAACAAAAAUCAGGUUUAACUACAAAAAAAUAAAAUCUAAGGGAAUGAUAUUUUUGAAAGACUUUUGUAUAAAGUUGAGUACUGGGAAAGGGGUGGGGACGACGACGAUAAACCAGAUGUAAUAUAUUUUGUGGAUGUUUCUAUUUCUUGGAUUUAUAGUACCUUAUACUAAGGUUUAAAAAAAUGCUUGAUAUUGUGAAAAAAAAAGAGGUGAUACUUUUCACACACAUUUCAUUUGCUCAUUUGUCCCAUUGUAAUGCAAAUAUGAUAGUUAAUGCAUACGGCAUUUUCAAGGGGGAAAAAAUCGGAAAAUAUUGAACUGAUGUAUCGUUUGUACCAUUUGCACUGUGAGCAAAUGCUAAUGCAGUAAAUAUAUUGUGUUUGCUGACAAUCAAA
Anolis carolinensis (green anole) is the source of this 9299-nucleotide messenger RNA. RefSeq names its product early growth response 3 (gene egr3). The transcript is spliced from 2 exons. Bases 335 to 1663 code for a protein of 442 amino acids. Gene Ontology annotation, biological process: regulation of transcription by RNA polymerase II. Gene Ontology annotation, molecular function: DNA-binding transcription factor activity, RNA polymerase II-specific; RNA polymerase II cis-regulatory region sequence-specific DNA binding. Lineage: Eukaryota; Metazoa; Chordata; Lepidosauria; Squamata; Anolidae. The record is from RefSeq and is a predicted model, not a curated record.